Messenger RNA from Pediculus humanus corporis (human body louse), 204 nucleotides. RefSeq lists its product as uncharacterized. The coding region runs from base 1 to 204 and encodes 67 amino acids. The record is from RefSeq and is a predicted model, not a curated record. The transcript is spliced from 3 exons. NCBI's taxonomy places the organism in Eukaryota, Metazoa, Arthropoda, Insecta, Psocodea, Pediculidae.
AUGAAAAUACGUAAAGAAGUCAAAUAUGCUUGCCUAACGUGUAACGUAGCUCUUUGCCCGACCGAGUGCUCUGUCAUUUACCACAAAUAUUUACACGGCGACGGAUCACAUGAAAACGAUUUCGAUAUGAAUGCUGGCCCUUCAAAUCCGGAUGAUGCGACUGAGCAAGUUCCACAAGGUAAGCUGACAUUUUGGUCAAAAUAA